CCCCAAGGUCUUUUCUUGAAUUGAUCUGGGUGCAGCAGCGAAAUGAAACAGCUUUUUAUUUUGCCGAGAAGACCCCCACCCCCCUUUCUCUCCCUGCAGCCUGCAGCAUAAAACAUGCAGAGAGAGAGAGAGAGAGAGAGAGACAUGAGUGUGAGAUUGCGGCAACCGGAAGAGGGUCGCCAUCCAUGCGGUCCGCCUGACGACGCCGGUGACGACUAACGGCUUGAUGUCAGCAACGCCCGCCGGCGGCUUUAAAUGCGGGCGCAGCUCCUCCUCAGUGCGCCCACGGACUUGGGAGCGGAGCGGACACCUCCUCCUCCUCCUCAUCCUCCCCUUCCCCUUCCUUUCGUGUCCGUCUAUGUUUUUAGAAUCUCUCGCUGUCUCUUUGGAAACCUGCUUGGAGCGUCUCACUUGGGUUUGAGUCGCAGUCGGAAGCCGAUGACCGGGCUGAGAUGCUGAGGAGCUCCUCCGGACUUUCCACGGCGCACCCGAGCUGAGGAGGAGCCGCCGGUGCGUGAUGGAUGGAUGCCCCCAUGUCGAGCUUUACUAGGCGCUCCUAUGAAGAUUGACGAGGCGGGAGGAUUCUAGUUUGAAAAGACGAACGUCUUUGCAGAGGAAAUCAUGCACAGAGUGUGGAUUCUCCUCGUUCUCAUAGAAGAGGGCCUCGCUCUAGCACAGAGAACUAAAGACUCCCUUAGCGACAAUGGCGUCCAGAGCCCGAACCAUAACGAUUGCGGCACGUGGGUGCGCAACAUCAAUGGCGGCGUGUUCACGUCGCCAAAGUACCCUGACACGUACCCGCCCAACAAGGAGUGCGUCUACAUCCUGGAAGCUCUGCCCAGGCAGAGGAUCCAGCUUGUGUUUGACAAGAAUUACUACAUCGAGCCGUCUUUCGAGUGCCGCUUCGACCACAUCGAGAUCCGCGACGGGCCCUUCGGCUUCUCGCCGCUAAUCGACCGGGUGUGUGGAGGCAAGACCCCGGCACUAGUCACCUCCACCGGACGCUUCAUGUGGAUCAAGUUCACCAGCGAUGAGGAGCUGGAGGGCCUCGGAUUCCGCAUCAAGUACACGUUUGUUGCAGACCCUGACUUCCAUCUGCAUGUGGGCGGAUUAUUAAACCCAAUCCCGGACUGUCAGUUUGAGGUGGGCGGCUUUGAUGGGAUCAUUCGCUCCAGUCAGGUGGACGAAGCCAAGCGGGUGAAGCCCGGAGACGCCCUGGACUGCAUCUGGACCAUCAGGGCCCCCCCUCAGUCCAAGAUCUACUUGCGCUUUAUGGAGUACCAGAUGGAGCACUCCAACGAGUGCAAGAAGAACUUUGUGGCCAUCUACGAUGGAAGCAGCGCCAUCGAGAACCUGAAGGCCAAGUUCUGCAGCACGGUGGCCAAUGACGUCAUGCUGGAGAACGGUGUGGGCGUCGUGCGCAUGUGGGCCGACGAGAAGAGCCGACUCAGCCGCUUUCGCAUGCUCUUCACCUCCUUUGUGGACCCCCCUUGCUCAGCCAACACCUUCUUUUGCCAUAGCAACAUGUGCAUCAACAACUCGCUGGUGUGUAAUGGUGUCCAGAACUGCGUCUACCCUUGGGAUGAAAAUCACUGCAAAGAGAAGAGAUCCAGGGGUCUCUUUCACCAGAUCACCAAGACCCACGGCACGGUCAUUGGUGUCUCGUCUGGGAUUGUUCUGGUUCUUCUCAUCAUUUCCAUCCUGGUCCAGAUGAAGCAGCCCCGGAAAAAGGUGGUCGCCCGUCGCCCAGGUGUCUUCAACAAAGCGGGUCUCCAAGAGGUCUUCGACCCGCCACACUAUGAGCUCUUCUCACUGCGUGAGAAGGAGAUGUCGUCGGACCUGGCCGACCUGUCCGAGGAGUUAGACAGCUUUCACAAGGUGCGGCGCUCGUCCACCAUGUCACGUUGCGUACACGAGCACCACUGUGGCUCGCAGGGGUCUGUGGGGACGGGCGGCGGAGGCAGCAUUAAGCACAGCCGCACCACGCUGAGCUCCAUGGAGCUGUCCUACCACAACGACUUCUCUAAGCCGCCUCCCAUGAAGACAUUCAACUCCACUGGCACUUUCAAGAAGAGCUGCUACGGCUACAAGCAGCAUGCCCAGACUCAUGACUGCGACCAGCAGGUCAUCGAGGACCGUGUCACUGAGGAGAUACCCUGUGAGAUCUACAGCCGAGGCGGCGGGGCCACGGGUGGCGUGGGCAUAGGAGGGGCGGUGGGCAUCACGGGGGGAGUGGCCAUGGCCGGGGGCAUGGGUAUGACGGGGGGAGUGGCCAUGGCUGGGCCCAGUGGCAUCGCCGGUGGAAUUGGCGGUGGGAUGGGGGGAGCCUGCGGCACCCUCACCAUCCGUGGCAACAGCGCCCGGAACAGUGCUUCAGUGGUGGACCCCCAACAGCGCUCCAUGUCCAUGGACUUUUAGAAGAAGAAUCUUCUCUCCGUGGGGUUGGAAAACCAGGAUCAAGCAACGAGAACAGAACCUCAGUGGUCCACCACCAACAGCACUCCAUUUCCAUGGACUUCUAGAAGAAGAAUCUUUUCGUCUCUCCAUGGGAUGGCUAAACAGGGAUCAAGGAACCAGAGCAACUGGAGUAACUAAGAGAGGAUUCAAAUUCAGACCUGCAUGCAGACUCUCGGUUGGACCAAGAAACUAGCCAGAGAGAAGAACCCAUCAAGAGACUUUGUGAACCGUUCACCUGUCAUGCGUGUGUGUGUGUAGUACAGUAUAUAUAUAUUAUUUUAUUUAUUUAUUUAUUUUUUUUGGGGGGGGGGGAUUUUGUUUUGUUUUGGGCGGCACGGUGGGCGACUGGUUAGCGCAUUCGCCUCACUGUUCUGAGGACCGGGGUUCAAAUCCGGUCUCACCUUUCUGGAGUUUGCAUGUUCUCCCCGUGCCUGUGUGGGUUUUCUCCAGGUACUCCAAUUUCCUUCCCCAUCCCAAAAACAUGCACGGUAGGUUAAUUGAAGACUCUAAAUUGUCCGUAGGUGUUUGUUUAUAUGUACCCUGCGAUUGGGUGGCAACCAGUUCAGGGUGUACCCCGCCUCCUCCCCACAAUUAGCUGGGAUAGGCUCCAUCAUAACCAUGACCCUAGUGAGGAUAAGCGGUGUAGAAAAUAAAUGGAUGGAUGGAUGUUUUGUUUUGUUUUGGUGCGUGUUCCCUCACUGUCACAACUAGGAUCCAUCGACUUCGUGAAGUUGUGAGCAGGUCUGUCUUUUGGUUUUGGUUUUGUCCAAGGAGAUCAGUCCAAAGACGCUUUCACACAGCAAUAGUUCGAUUUAUCUGGUCCCAGUCACAAUCCCCUAGUCCGUUUUCCUUGGUUGGGAUGUGUCACAACAAACCAUGCGCCAUCACUCUUUUCUCUUAUUAGUCACAGUAAUGUAAACAGGAAGAGGUUUUGGCCAUAAAGUACUGCUGGUCAAUCUAAAGUAGCACACCAGAAAAUAGCCAAGUGCACUUUAGGGUGGCUAAAGCAAAGACUUGAUCAGUAAAUCAGCGGUCACUUGUUUUGACUCUGAAGUCUGCAUCACCAUUAUGAUAUUAAGGGUUUCCAAACCUGACUGUUUUACAAACAGACUAUGCCCAAAUUAAUUCCGAACCAUCCAGUUUAAUCUGGGAGGUCUCGGGUUGUUAUUUGUAGUCUGUAGUCUACUUUACCAUUAUGAUGUUUAGGCUCUCCAAUCCUAGUUGGGUCACACCGGACCAUUCCAAUUUUUAUUCUGAACUGUUCAGUUAGUUCUAAGUGACCAGUUUUGUCCACAGACCAUUUUCCAUUACUGUGUUCACACAUCACAGAAGAGAGAGUGUGUGGUUAGUUGUUGUGUGGUUGUAUUGGUCUGCACCCACAUUCAGAUACUGGACUUCGCUGAGUUAAUUUAGAACCAAUCAGUUAGUUCUAGGUGGUCUCAGGUUUGGCUUGAAGAAUUAUUUUGUUUUUUUCAGUUCAAAUUUGAUUAUAUUGUUCAUUAACCAGAAUUUCGGUAAAGUCAUACCUGAUCCCACUAAUAGGACCGAGGUGUUAAAUGAAAUAAAAUGCGAACCCACCCCUAAAAACGGUUGCCCGUUUGAUUUCACCCACACCUAAGUUACAUUUUUGUGUUAAAUACUGAAUAAAUGAACUGCACCAAGUGGGAAAACCAACUGCAGUUGCAUUAUAAUGGAAGCAACCUUACACCUGACAAAAUAAAUUGCACAAGAAGGAAAACAUACUUCAGUUAGAUUAAAACAGACCAAAGCGUGAAAGCACCACUAGAAGAGGUAGUACAGUUGGUUUGGUCUGCGGAGUUCAGUUUGUGUAUCCACACUUGACCAAAUGAAUCACCACACUAAGGGGGGAAAUAAAUUAGAGUACAAUUAAAACAGUCUAAAAAGGUACAAAGUUACCUGUAAUCCGGUUGGUUUGACCUGUGCCAUGUUUGAUUAUUGUGUUUACACCUGACUGAGCAUACCGCACCAGGAUGGAAAACAAACUGGAGUUCGUUUAACAUGGACCAAAGUGUGAAAGCACCUGAAGGAGUGGUAGUCUGUUUAGUGUGAUCCAUACCUGAAUAUGGGUACCAUGUCCACACCUGACAGAAUGAACUGCACAAGAGGGGAAGUACUGUACAAUGGAAGAGAACCCUCAGAAGAAGUAAUCUGGUUGGUUUGGUCUACACCAGCCCCACUGCCAAAGCACACUGGUUUUGUUCACAAUCCUGACCAAACUAACUGUCCCAUGGGGGAAACGAACUGGAGAACGAUUAUCAGUCUAUAAACCCGUGUGGAAGCAUGCUCAAACUGUCUGUUUUGGCUGGUUUUGCAUUGCUGUGACUCACUGGUGCCUCCUAAGGAACAGAGUGGUAUUACAAGACGUGCGAGUAGCCUCUUGCACUUUUUAGCAGUGCUGCACUGGACUCGCUGAAUCCAUUAAGGUCAUGACAGCACUCGUGAUGGAGUAUGACAUGCUUUGGCCUUUGUUGAAAUAGCAGCCCUGCUUACCACACACACACACACACACACACACACACAGUGUGCUCACACACUCAUGCACACAUGCACACGCACACACACACAUAUGCAGACAUAACGCCUAUAGCUCCAUCUCUCCAGGGGAAGAGCACACCAAGAGACUCUCGUUUUGGUAAGAGGAAAGUGUUUUUAUUUUUAAUUCUUGUGAAAUGUAAAACAAGCACAACUCACUUCCACUAAAAAGACAACGAUGAUGAUAAUUUAACCACUAUGUAUGAUUUCAUUCUGUUGGAUUAAAAGAAACCCUACUCACCAGCCUGUGGUAUAUUGUAGCUUUAUUAUAGUGUUUUAAAAAGUGUAAAAGAAAUCCCUCACCCAAAAUAGGACCCUAUUUUUUUUCCCUUCAGAAAUUGUGUCAUGCCACCGUGUGCCACUGUAUGUUGCUAACAAAGCAGCAGCCUGUUGUUUAUCCUCACCAGGAUCGCGGGUGUGUUGGAGCAUAUCCCAGCCAAUCACAAGGCAAAACGUCCUACCACAUUCAUUCAUGGGCAAUGUGGGUUAGGUGUCUUGCCCAGGGACACAGCAAGGACACGCUUUCGGGCAGGAUAUGAACCAGCAGCCCUUCACUUGCUGGGAGUACUCUUUUCCUCUGCAAUCCUGCCCACUUGAUAUCAACCUGUUUUCUUUGUUGCCUAAUCAUGGCCACCGUGCCCCAAUUCCUCAGUGCAGCCACAUGUGACAGAUAAGAACCAAAUAAUACCUUCCUUUUUUCAGGUGACUGAUACUACCACAGGUCACAGUCUUGGGGCGAGGUUUGUUACUUACCAAAACUGCAGCAUGACAGGAGCACAUAAUCAGUCCCUCUGACGAAUUAAAGUGAGGACUUCUGUAGUCUAUCAUGAUAGAUGGUCUAUCACCUUGGUAGAUGCUGCUAUUUUUGUUAGCAACAGAGUUCAAAUAGGCCCAGCAGUUAACAAUUGAAUGUCCUUGUCUAUUUACCAAAAGAAAAUUACACUUACUUGGAUGUGUCCAUUUGAGGGAGGCAUUUAUGUUUUGACAAUAUGCUAUAUUGAAAUAUAUAAGCAUCAUUUCAUUAUACUGUAUAUUCAUGGGAACGUUAUAUAUCAUAUAGAAUAUUGAAUUUCAUGAUAAAAACUUGUUUGUACGAAUAAAGGCUAGACUUAGCCCUGAUAGAUGCCUGGUACUCUCUGUAGUUGAGGAAAUAAACGCCCCUUGCCACUACAGUGGGAAAUUAAAGAAACAAGGAAAACAGGUAAGAAACAGGUAAGAAACAAUAUGUAUCAAACAUUGUUUUCCAAUGCAAAAAUGAAAAAGUGAGUCAUUGUUCAGAUGUGUUUUUAAAUCUAACAAAAAAUAUAUAUAUUUUGGGUCCAGAUCAAAAAUAUGAAAUUAAAAAUGAGCCACAAGACUGACUUUGAUUUUAAUAUUUAAUUGGUUGAUUUUGAAAUGAUAAACAGAUUUUAAACCCAUGAUGUGAAGACAAUAAUUAUUAUUUAAUACAAAAUGUAUUUUGUAUUUUCCUUCUUUGACUUUGAUGUGAGUUAAGGGCAUUGGGCAGGACAUUUACGGCAUACACACACAUGCACACACGGACAGCUGCUUUAGUCAGGCUGCUGCCCGCUGACAAAUUUGCACUCGGCCUUCCCUUCGCCGCCUGCCAUCAUGAAUUUGUCCUCUCCAGUGCUCCGGGCGCCUCUCUUAAACAUGUCACCUUC
This is a messenger RNA of Phycodurus eques (leafy seadragon), 6674 nucleotides long. RefSeq names its product neuropilin and tolloid-like protein 2. Lineage: Eukaryota; Metazoa; Chordata; Actinopteri; Syngnathiformes; Syngnathidae. The record is from RefSeq and is a predicted model, not a curated record. The coding region runs from base 622 to 2418 and encodes 598 amino acids. The transcript is spliced from 11 exons. Gene Ontology annotation, molecular function: protein binding.